Nezara viridula (southern green stink bug) is the source of this 2418-nucleotide messenger RNA. The record is from the annotation of a GenBank genome assembly. NCBI's taxonomy places the organism in Eukaryota, Metazoa, Arthropoda, Insecta, Hemiptera, Pentatomidae.
GUCCGGAGCGUCUAGACUCAGAGGACGCCUGCUCAGAGCUGGCCCGAGGCCCGGCCAAUCGAUGCCUCAGUCAGCGGCUGUCUCUGCCAAGAACACCCCGCUAAGGGGCAGUUAACAUAUCUCCAAAGAAUCUUAUAUGGUCUUUCAAGACGUGGAUAAUGGGAAGCCUCUGGUGGUUAAGCAUAGGCCAAGGAAUCUUCCUACGUAAGGUAGAAGUUCGUCUGUCUGCUGAGGUCUGGUUCGAGUAUCAGCAUCACUGCUGGUUCUAUUCUCUUCAUGUCUGCUGAUGAAAUGGGCAGAGUAUCAGGGCGCGUGUUGCGCGAGCGAGCCAACAUGUCCUUCUGCAUCGUUGUCAUCUUCUUCGCCGUCUUCUUUGUGAUCGUCCUCACCGAGAUCUUCCUCAUCGACCAAAGUAGCAGAUCCCGAAACCGUAGAGGUCACUCUAGAUUAAGAAGCAAUUACGACGAGGCAGUUAUUAUAGCACAGCAUGGGGAAGACUAUCUGGUAUAUCAGAACCUCGCGGAAGACAGUAAGAACUACAAAAGUAGUUACAUGGCCCAGAAUCCACUUCUGCCUUAUCGAACAUCUACUGCCAACUUGACCAUUCCGGCGAAAGAUGGAGUUUGGCAGUCGGUAGCAGGUACCAGGUACAAGUUCUUCGUUUUUUCUGCCUAUUACGAUUGGCGUGGUACUCGGAUGGUAAGAAUUAUGGCAGCUACGAAGACGAGAGGACCAGACCGCGUCUGGUGUCUUUUCUGGUACUCUAAAGCCAACAGCACGCACGGGAUAACUGUACCUGGUAAAAUAAAAGCAAUCCGAGAGAACUGGAACUUGAAGUACAGCGCCUGCUUCAUCCUGUGCCCCCUGCAGCCCGACCUGUCCCCGCCAAAGUCCGUCUCCAUUGUCACCAGGUUAAGUCCCACUCCAGCCAACAGGCUCGUGGUCAACCACUACUACCCAAGUCUCAAGCCGACCCCUACUUCACCCCCUGGGAAGAUCGAAGUCUGCGUCAAGCCAAUCCAUUUUUACUACAACCAGUCGCUUAGAAUGCUGGAGUUCAUCGAAUUGAACAGCCUGCUGGGAAUGGAUCACAUAACAUUCUACAAUGACACGAUGAGCCCGCAGAUAGACUGCAUCCUGCAGCACUACAUAGCAGAGGGUAAGGUGACCGUGUUGCCCUGGAGACUGGACAUGGCUUCCCAGAGGGAGAUCCGAACGGAAGGCCUCUUCGCGGCGCUGAACGACUGUCUCUACAGGAGCAUGUACAAGUUCAGCCACGUGGCCCUCUUAGACUUGGAUGAGAUCGUUAUGCCGAGGCACAAUGACACCAUUCAGCAGUUCAUGGAGUGGAUGGGUACACGUCUUAAUACGAAGUCUACAGGCUCCUACUCCUUCCAAAACGCGUUCUUUUAUCUGCAAUGGCCCGACGAUGAAUCUCUUUCUGAAGAUCCUUUCGAAAACAGCCUCAUAUCAAUGACGAAAACGAGAAGAAGGGCGAAACUCCAUCCUCAUAAGCAGAGGUCAAAGUACAUCUGCCGGCCAGAGUACGUGAUCGAAGCUGGCAACCACUUCGUCUGGGAGUUCGUACCAGGGCAUGGUACCGUCAAUGUGCCAUCAGACGCCGCGAUCCUUAAUCAUUAUCGAGUCUGCGAAUUCGGCGGCGACGAUUGCAUUAAAUCGGCCUCUGUGCUCGACAGGACUGCCUUCCGCUACAGAGAAAGGCUGCUCCACCGAGUCAAAGAAAGGUGGACACAGCUAAGCCAAAAGUGUUCUCUUCAGCAACCAAUCCCCAAGAAGAAGAUACCGAAGAAAGUAAAACCUAAAACGCCAAGCUAGCAAUAAUAGGACUGAUGUGUCGGGUGAAUCAUUUCAAUCUGCAGGUUUUCGAUAAUUCUUGUAUUUUUACCAAGUUAAAAACUUUCUAGAACUAAUAAGCUAUAAGAUUGAAAACCUGGAGAUGUAUUAUCGAUUUCAUGUGAGGGUUGUUUCGUUGAUUUUUCAAAAUUUAAAUAUCACUUUCUUGAUUUAUUUUGACUAUAAUUAUUUGUAUAGAUCAGUUGCUGUGAUAUAAAGUUAGACUGUUAUUUUCAGUAUAGUUUGGUUCUUUUUACGUCACAUAGGAUUAAGGACAUUUUUAUUAUAUUAUCAGAACUUGGUAUCGAGAGGAUGAGAAAAAAUAAAAUUAAACCUUUGAACAUAUUCAUUAAACUUAUGUAAGAAUAAUUUUAAUAACGUACUAGUAUUACAAAUGAGACUGUAAUGUAAUUAUGUAACUAUGAAUUUUUAAAAUAAACAAUAAUAAGGAUGAUACUGCCAAUCAGGUAGACAUAAAAAGGUAGAUAUGUAAAAUACAACAUAGUUGUACCAUUUAACAAAAGCAUGGUGAAAAUGCAUGAAAUAUACAAUAUUUGUGAUAAA